Molecule: messenger RNA, 468 nt
Organism: Cutaneotrichosporon cavernicola
Lineage: Eukaryota; Fungi; Basidiomycota; Tremellomycetes; Trichosporonales; Trichosporonaceae
Gene: RPL27B
Exons: 5
Coding region: 1-468 (155 amino acids)
Biological process (GO): translation
Cellular component (GO): ribosome; cytosolic large ribosomal subunit
Molecular function (GO): structural constituent of ribosome
Source: RefSeq, a predicted model, not a curated record
AUGACCAAACUGCGGAGUUUCGCGGCAUUUGGUCGUGGCGGAUCCAGGAUCUCAAAAAUGGUCAAGGUCUACAAGCCCGGCAAGGUUGCCGUUGUCCUCUCGGGUCGCCAGGCCGGCAAGAAGGUCGUUGUUAUCCAGCAGCGCGACGAGGGCACCAAGGAGCGCCCGUACCCCCACGCCAUUGUUGCCGGCAUUGAGCGCUACCCGCUCAAGGUGACCAAGUCGAUGGGCAAGAAGAAGGUUGCCAAGCGUUCCAAGGUCAAGCCUUUCAUCAAGGUCGUCAACUACGCCCACCUUCUCCCCACCCGUUACGUGCUCGAGCUCGAGAACCUUAAGGGUGCCGUCACCUCGGACACCUUCAAGGAGCCGACCCAGCGUGAGGACUCGAAGAAGGCCAUCAAGAAGGCCUUUGAGGAGCGUUACGCCAAGGGCAACAACCGCUGGUUCUUCUCCAAGCUCCGCUUCUAA